ACAGGCUGCCAUUCCUUGCUCUGCUGUUACAUGUAUCUAUUACUUUUACUGAAGGUGCUGUUUGCUAUCAGUGUGACAGUAUAUCAUUUGCAGACCCCGUCUCCACUUGCUCAACAACAGUAAAAUGUUCCGGAAGUCAGAUUUGUUUCGUUUCUCUGUUUAUAAAUAAUAUUGGGCAAGUCAGUCAUAGGACAGGAUGCACGGAGCAACAGCAUUGUAAUCACGGCAGUGUAGGAGACCCAGGACUUGUUGGAAAACGUGACGUUGACAUCUGCGUCAAGUGUUGCCUUGGUGAUAGGUGCAAUAACCAGCCAUGUCAAGACAUACAAACAGAGGUUUGUUCGGAAUGGGAGAAGUGGACGUCAUGUGACGUCACAUGCGGCAGUGGAACACAAUCACGAAAGCGGCAAUGUAAACAUUCCACGCAGCAGACGAUAAAAGAUGAGACAAGACAAUGCAAUACACAAGCAUGUCCAGAUGUACGCGCUGUCUGCAAGGACGAGUACACUCACUGUUCUUCGCCUGACGUUCAGCAAACACUUUGCUCAUCACAAUCUAUGGCAGAGAAAUUUUGUGCCAGGACAUGUGGACUUUGUCCUGUUAACGGGCAGUGGUCAAGCUGGUCAGCGUGGUCCGGAUGUACAGCGACUUGCGGAAGUGACGCACAUAAAUUGCGACUGCGCCUGUGCAAUAACCCGGAACCGAAAAACAAUGGAUCCUAUUGCAUUGGUCAAGACAGAGAACGUCAACAGUGUCCAACGGCGUGUCCGGUGGAUGGUUCCUGGUCGUUAUGGACAGAGUGGUCAGCAUGUAGUCAGACUUGUGGCUUCGGCCUCAGGACCAGAGAUAGGACAUGCACUCAUCCGCGCCCAGCACACGGUGGAAAACAAUGUACAGGUCCAUCUUCCGAAAAUCACGGCUGCCGUGACGCUCUAUGCCCAGUGGAUGGCGGGUGGUCUGACUGGUCUCCAUGGCAUGGAUGUAGCGUCACGUGCGGAGGCGGAACCAUGUCAAGAGUUCGCACGUGUUCUAACCCUUCCCCUCAGAAUGGUGGCAAACCUUGCCAAAAUCCUGCGCACUUUUUGGAUUCAAGACCUUGUGCAGCGGAUGCCUGUCCAGGCGAUGCAAUUGAUGGAAACUGGGCAAAUUGGUCACCAUGGCAUCAAUGUUCCGUGACGUGUGGAGGUGGUAUGACGUUUCGUUCUCGAACAUGCUCGAACCCCGUACCUGAAAAUGGAGGGAAAUCUUGUGCAAAUCCAGCUUCUUUCAUAGACAGAAGAGCCUGCGGGGAAGUAACAUGUAAAGCGAUAAACUAUGCAACAACACAGGUCACGCAAAAAGUGACGUCAUCAAUGGUUUCAACUACGUCGCUCAGUUUCACGACAUCAUCUUCAUUCACAACAAAGCCAUCUCUGGUACCAUCGAUUGGUUGUACUGACCAGGUGUUCUGCUCGGAUACACACAUUCAACCGCUUGUUUGUCAGGAUGUCUACAUGGCAGCAACAUACUGUCCAAAAAUGUGCGGAAUAUGUGGUGCAACAAGCGCCCCACCACCCUGUGUUGACAGUGUUGGCGGAAGUUGUAAUGACCCGAUGUAUACACAGUUUGCCUGCACCGAUAAUGAGCUAGCUGCACUUUGUGCGAAAACUUGUGGUGUCUGUCAUUGAAAAAUAAUACUUAUAAUGUGGAACAAAGCAUAAUUGAUCUUUAACAUUGUCGACUGAUAUUUUUUU
Molecule: messenger RNA, 1733 nt
Organism: Mercenaria mercenaria
Lineage: Eukaryota; Metazoa; Mollusca; Bivalvia; Venerida; Veneridae
Product: coadhesin-like
Exons: 12
Coding region: 558-1667 (369 amino acids)
Source: RefSeq, a predicted model, not a curated record